Molecule: messenger RNA, 407 nt
Organism: Mesocestoides corti
Lineage: Eukaryota; Metazoa; Platyhelminthes; Cestoda; Cyclophyllidea; Mesocestoididae
Source: the annotation of a GenBank genome assembly
CUACCAUGAUUUCGUUCGAUUUUUUGAAAUGGAUGACUGUCUUGGGGGGCUUUAUGUCCUACUUUCUGGCUGAUGGAUGUACAUAUUCGGCUGGAAUUCUAUUUUUUGAAUUCAAGGAGGUUUUUCAAGCUAGUUCAACGGCCACAUCAGUUCUCCCAGCGCUGAUAUACGCUCUACCGCAAUUUAUGUCGCCAUUUCUAUGUCCUCUUACUGACAUUAUUGGAUUUUCCACUGCAGCUGCGUGGGGAGCAGUUUUCUUAUGCCUUAGCUUUAUCAUUACUUCCUACGCUCGGCAAAUCGGUAUUGCGUACUUUACCUAUGGAGUUUUGAUGUCACUUGGACUGCAGUUAACUUAUACGUCUGCGUUUAUGACUGUUGUUUCAACCUUCAAGGACAGCAGGUGGUAA